GUGUCAUCUGCAGAAGGGGGCCUAUAGAUACCUAUGAUGUUAAAAGACAUUUGCUGGGAUAACAUAUUCUAACGUGUUACCUACAUUAUAAACCACACGUUCACAUUUGAUGUUGUCUCUCACAUAAAAAAAAGCACCCCUCCUCCUCUUCCAUCAGGUCUGUCUCUUCUGAAACAUUGGUAUCCAGGCACCGUGAACACACUUGCAGGAGUUGUUUGUUUCAACCAUGUUUCAGUCAGACAGAGAAAGUCCAGAUUUGAGUCAGACACAAGAUGAGUUAGCUGAUUGCUCUUUGCAGUAAUGCUUCUGAUUUUAAAAUGUCCAUUCAAUAGCCCCCUUGGUUUCAGCUUCGGGUCCAUAAGACUUUUGCAUGAUUGACAGUUUGGAAGGUUUUGAAUAACCUCUGCCUCCUCACUGCAGGGUUUUGACACACAGUGGUGUCAGUAGCAGGUUUUGUGAGAGAGACACUGGACCUAUCAAGGUUUCCACAGCCUGGUAGUGAAAAGUCAUUCAUUGAGACGUCAUGCCUUGUGUUAACAAAGUUUAGUCUGUUAAGGGAGAAGCCCAGCUUAGAAAGUUGCUAUUCAUUCAUCACUGGCACCAGAGGAGUCCCAGACACACUCGGGCACAAAUCAGCAUUGAAGUUCUGCAGCACUCCAUGGGUCACUGGUUCAGGAUUUAGUUGAACAUCUCCGGAGAGCAGGAUCAGCAUGAAGAGGAGACCUGCUAUUCUCCGAAAUGGGGUGGCAGAUGACCUGUCCACUGGAUCAGUGUUUCGCUCUGGUACCUGGGCUUGUCCGUGUCGCAGGACAGAGGAAUACAUUGCAAAAUAUCCCAGUAAGUUAUGAUGAAAAGUCACUGUAGGAGUGUCAAAUGGCCAUGAGCCAGCAUUUGUCCCAAGCUCAAUCACUCAGUGUCCCAGUGGUUUUCCAUCAGUGUUGAUUGCUCUGGCCAGACAGACACAUACAGGCAAUACAGCAAUGAGUACCAACAGUAGUCCAAAAAGCACUCCAUGAAACACAACCCAGGUGUUUUUGCUGAUGAAACACUGUUUGAACUUGACGCAGUUUUUGACAGGCAUGCUCUGUGGUACGAUAAACGGCCUUGGAUGACAGUCCUAUGUAGCAAUCUCAUCCAGGAUCCCAGUGGCCAGAGAGUGGAAACUCCUCUUAAGCCCGUCAACACUGGCCCAGUGCACCCGGAACCUCCUCUCGAACUCAGCGGGGAGAAAAGGCCGCCAUCUGGGCGGUUAGGAACCCCAGAAGAUCCAUCUGGCCAGGACCGUUUCCUUCAAUGUUGAGAUGGACGUACAGAUGGUCUUACUUGAUGUUUGGCAGGUUCCAUUGUCUGAGAAAGCACAAGAGAUUGCUGCGUUCAUUAUACCCACAGGGUUAUAUUCUUAUAGUGUGAUGCCUUUUGGUUUGCGGAAUGAGCCAGCAACCUUUCAGCGCCUGAUGAACAGGUUUGUUGGAGAACUGGAAGGUUGCUCGGUGUAUCUGGAUGAUGUGGUCAUCUAUUCUGAUGAUUGGGAUAUCCAUCUUGACUGCAUUGAGAGGUUGUUUGACCGCUUGGCUUAUGCACAUCUGAUUGUUAUCUUCACCAAGUGUGAGUUUGCAAAGACCACAGUUUCUUAUUUGGGUCACAUGGUGGGGCAAGGCAGAGUGUGUCUGGUGCGUGCAAAAGGGCAGGCUAUUGAUGACUAUGCGCCGCCCACAACUAAGAAGGAGCGUUUUUUGGGACUAGUUUGUGGGAAUUUUUCUACUGUUAUUGUGCCCCUUACUGACUUGUUAAAGGCUAAGGCCAAAUAUGUGUGGUCUUCAGAGUGUCAGAAGGCUUUUGAGAGUGUUAAAGCACUCAUCUGUAACGCUCCUGUUCUGCUCCACAGCAGAAAAAACUUUUCAAACUGGAGGUAGAUGCAAGUUAUGUGGGUACAGGGGCAGUGCUGUUACAGCCUGAUGAUUUAGGAGUGGAUUUAUUUCUUUUCAAGGAAAUUUAAUAAACAUCAGCUGAAUUAUUCAGUAAUUGAAAAGGAAACGCUAGCCUUGAUUUUGGCUUUGCAGCAUUCCCAUCUCAGGGUUCAUCAACUCAGAGUUCAGGGUUAGACUCAGAGCUUGCUGAACCUGCUUUUCGAAACAGGCCCCUGGCCAGUUCCCCAUAGAAUGUAUGUAUGUAAUACAUGAAGUCUAUAUUUUAAUCUGUUCAAAUGGGUUAAAAUACUCACAAGAUGUGAGCUGUGAGGGUGAGAACUGCUUAUAUUUGUCAAAUAUUUAUAUCACUCGGGUCAGCUGAUCUUCAGUUUUACAACAAAACCAAAUGGACUUGCUCUGUGGGUCUUCAAACACAGGAAGUCGAAUCUGAUUUAUAUCACAAAAGCUAAAAAGGGAAGUUGGUCUGUUACAUUACAGCACAGCUUAAUGAACUGAACGAUUUCAUUUGAAUAUACCAAAGGACCUUACUGCUGUUUUUGAUGUGAGCUUGUUGGGUGAUGAGAUUCAUGGCAGCCCUGUCUACAAAGAUGUUGACAGACAACAUGUUACUGAGUGUCUUCUUUCUUACAGGUGCUUUGGCUGCUUGUCCUCAUAUUCCACACCUCUUCAUUACUGCACCGCUGGAGAUAGAAGCACUGAGUGGAUCUUGUUUGCAAAUCCCGUGUAACUUUAGUGCUGGACCAGGAAAAACAUUUGAUGGCAGCAGAACAACCUUUGGAGUGUGGAUUAAAAAUGACCACAGAUUUAAAAGCUAUCCAAGAAAUGUGAUUUUCAACAGUGGUCAGACAGUUAACACCUAUCCAAUGAACAUUACUGGAAACCUGAGUCAGAACGACUGCACCACUCUGUUUUCCAGUUUAAUCACAACAUAUUUAGACAAAUACUUCUUUAGAAUUGAGAACGGACCAUUCAGUGAAACAGCUUUUUGUGACCCUGUUCAAAUAACAGUCAAAGAUUCUCCUCCGAGCCCCAGAAUUGAAAUCUCAGGUGAGCUGAAGGAGAAGGAGUCUGUAACUAUAACCUGCUCAGCUUUCACUCCCUGUCCACACUCCCCUCCUAAACUCACCUGGAAUCUCCAACAAGACGCUCACAACAAAAUAGAGGAAAACGCAGAUCGAACCUUUACGACUAAAAUCCAGACGACCAUCACUCUGUCUGACAAGCACGACGGAUACAACAUCACCUGUUCUUCCAACUACUCUGUGAAUGAAGGACAAAAUGCUAAGUCAGCAGAGGAAAAAGUGACUCUCAGUGUUUCAUAUGCUCCCAAAGACACCUCAGUGAGGAUCAGUCCAUCAGGUUUGGUGUCACCAGGUAGCUGGGUGAACCUGACCUGCUCCAGCAGAGCCAAACCUGCUGCCAACUUCACCUGGUUCAACAUCAGCAAAGAUGGAACCAUGAAAGUAUCUGAAGGAGACUUUUACAGCUUCAAUGUGACAGAUGGAGGAGUUUAUCACUGUGUGGCCACAAAUGAUCUUGGUAAUCAGACGUCAGAGAUCCAUCUGACUAUUAAAGCAGGACCAGAAAUGCCUCAUGAAUCUUUUCAGUGGGGGGCGAUUCUUGGAGGAAUGUUUGGGAUCAUCGUACUCAUCUGCCUGGUUGUCUGUGUGUGCAUUCUCGUGUCUUUGAAGUGGUUCCAGUUGACAAUUCCAACUCCACAACAAACUCAGGUGGGAAAAUUCUGAACUUUGAAAACACAACAAAUGUGACAAAACAUCAUGUUAGCAACCUGCUGUGGUAGAAGAUUAUGAGUAUUCACUCUCCAAGACUGAACAACACACAAAAGAAUGGACAAUUGAUCCUUUAGGUCUUUUGUGACACAAUAUAAGAUGUUUUGUUGCUGCAUACAGUGACAGCAGAUUGUUCUGAUCUUAUCUGCUUUAUAUAAGUGGGAGCCAAGUCAGAGGUUGAAUUAAUUAUUUUCCAAAUCUAGAUGAAGUUCCCCCUCCCCUCUCCUCAUAAUUUUUCCUGUUUGGUAAAAUUUUUUUGUAGCCAGUUAGCCAGCCAGUUUAGAGCUAGCCAGUAAAACAGAAGAAAAAGAAGAGAAAGGAGAAGACAUCCAUUAUGGAGAGACUGACUUCCCCAAACCGAGACCUAAACUGUCAUUUGACUCAGCGCAGGACAUCAGACAGCAGCAGGAUAGGGUGUAUGCACAGGUCAACAUGUCCGAGCCAACAAACAGCUUAACACAGACUGCUAACAGCCCAAAGGACUGUGAGAGAAAAUUGAAUAAUGGGUUAUCAUUUUAUAAAUCUUUUGUAUAUAUGUUAAAAAUGUUUGUUUUUAACUGAAUGUGAUGUAAUGUCAU
Thunnus maccoyii (southern bluefin tuna) is the source of this 4296-nucleotide messenger RNA. Its product is annotated as vascular cell adhesion protein 1-like. Bases 2486 to 3673 code for a protein of 395 amino acids. The record is from RefSeq and is a predicted model, not a curated record. The transcript has 7 exons. NCBI's taxonomy places the organism in Eukaryota, Metazoa, Chordata, Actinopteri, Scombriformes, Scombridae.